CGCAAACCUCUCCUCAACUCGAUCAAACCGGGGACGGAAAAGGCCCACCAAAAUCCCCCAAAAUUUCGUACCUCCUCAGCCCCAGCAAUCUCGAAUCCCGAUGCUCACAGCCUCCACCGAAUCCCUGGCGGUCGUCAUCAGCGCAUGAGCUUUCUUCGCUCGCUAGCGGACUCCUUCUCAUCGCUGCUCUUCUCGUCGGGAGGCGGGGCGGUGUCCAUGGACGCGGCGGGGGCGGCCCCGUCGCCGGCGGCGGUGGUGGGGGAGCGCGUGGCGGUGAAGCUCAGGGGGUACUUCGACCUCGCCAAAGAGGAGAUCGACAAGGCCGUGCGCGCUGAGGAGUGGGGGCUCCCCGACGAGGCCACCGCGCACUACCGCAACGCGAUGCGGGUCAUGCUCGAGGCCAAGGCCGCGCGCGUCCCCGAUGCCGUCUCCUCCAGCGAGAGGGGGCAGGUCAGGGUGUACCAGGAGAAGAUCGCCAAGUGGCAGGCCCAGGUCGAGGAGCGGCUCAGAGUGCUUGGUCAGAGAAGCGGUGAAGGGGCCACUGCUGCAGAAGUGCCCAAGAAGGUUGCUGCAAACAAUCCUAUCAUUAGGACUGCAAAAACAGCGUCAAAUAGCAUCCAAAGAUCUCCCUUGCAAAAUAGCCCUACCUUCAACAGGGGUGGCCAAGCAUCUACACAUCAGAAGAUAGGGAGCGGAGCUUCCAGACCAGUUCAGAAGGCUGGUGGAAACUAUGAUGACAAGCUUGUUGAAAUGAUUAAUACAACAAUUGUGGACAGAAGCCCUUCUGUUAAAUGGGAUGACGUUGCUGGUCUUGACAAAGCAAAGCAAGCACUCAUGGAAAUGGUUAUUUUGCCUUCUAAACGAAGGGAUUUGUUCACCGGACUUCGGAGACCUGCUAGGGGUUUGCUUCUCUUUGGCCCACCUGGGAAUGGAAAAACAAUGCUUGCCAAAGCUGUUGCAUCAGAAUCUGAAGCAACAUUUUUUAAUGUUUCGGCUUCUUCAUUGACAUCAAAGUGGGUAGGAGAAGCUGAAAAACUUGUCAGGACACUUUUCAUGGUUGCAAUUGAUAGACAACCAUCUGUUAUUUUUAUGGACGAGAUUGAUAGUGUCAUGUCUACAAGGUUAGCUAAUGAGAAUGACUCUAGCAGGCGUCUGAAAUCUGAAUUUCUUAUCCAGUUUGAUGGGGUGUCCUCAAACCCAGAUGAUCUAGUAAUUGUUAUAGGGGCUACUAAUAAACCUCAAGAAUUGGAUGAUGCUGUUCUUCGAAGGCUGGUAAAAAGAAUAUAUGUGCCACUACCUGAUCCAAAUGUACGAAGGUUACUUCUGAAAAAUCAGCUCAAAGGACAAUCAUUCAAACUGUCGAACCAUGAUUUUGAAAGACUUGCUGUGGAGACCGAAGGGUAUUCUGGAAGUGACCUGAGAGCCUUGUGUGAAGAAGCUGCAAUGAUGCCAAUAAGAGAGCUCGGUCCACAAAAUAUUCUUACUAUCAAAGCAAAUCAGCUGCGACCUUUGAGGUACGAGGACUUCAAGAACGCGAUGACGGUGAUCAGGCCAAGCUUGCAGAAGAGCAAAUGGGACGAGCUGGAGAACUGGAACGAGGAAUUCGGUUCGAGCUGACGGAGACGCGCGCUGCCUGAUGAUGAUGAUCAAGCGGCCCUAUUUCCAGAUGUACAUGAUUUAUGUCUCACACACACAUGGUGGCUUACACACACACACGCGCCCAUCGGCCAUCGAUGCGUCCUCAGUCUGGACAGCGCGUCUUCAACAGAAGCAGAAGGUACAAUAUAAUGCUGGGAACAGCCCUAUAUGUAUACCCAUUGAAAUGCCGCUGCCCAAGUUAUUUAAAAAAAC
Messenger RNA from Zea mays, 1851 nucleotides. Its product is annotated as AAA-type ATPase family protein. Bases 145 to 1617 code for a protein of 490 amino acids. Gene Ontology annotation, molecular function: ATP binding; ATP hydrolysis activity. Gene Ontology annotation, cellular component: microtubule cytoskeleton. The transcript is spliced from 13 exons. The record is from RefSeq and is marked predicted. NCBI's taxonomy places the organism in Eukaryota, Viridiplantae, Streptophyta, Magnoliopsida, Poales, Poaceae.